GGAGGCAUCAAGAAAUGAAAGCGAAAGUGUGAGCUGGUCGGGCAACGCAUCGGUUAAACCUGAAUCAUGAGUUUCUUCUUAAGGUUAAAUCUUUCCCUGAUUCUGUGCGCAGGUGUGCAUGGCGUCCCUCAGGUGUCCUGGCUGCCCUGUUCAUUUAGAGAUGAAAAUAAGACUCAGCUGGUCCACAGAGAGGCUCUGCUGCAGUUUGGUCAGAAAGGAGACGCUCCUGUUAACCCACAUCGCAUCACUUUCCUGGUCACUGGAUCUAAGCUGGACCUGAUGCGGUACUUAGAGGGAGUGGAAGCAGAGCAGGUGGAGUGUGAGAUUUAUCGAUUCAGCACACCUGGAAUCCAAGUCCGCUGGCCGGUUAAGGGGGACCAUGAGUACAGCCGCUGGUUCACCUGCACCCUGAAACACACAGGGGGCCUGUUCAAAGUCACCGGCCUCCUUAGACACCCAACUGACCAACCCCCCUCAGGACGGCCAGACUAUCACAGCUGGACUGAAAUAAAAGACACAGACAUCCUCACAACAACAGUCGCCCUGGUCACUGAAACACGAACUCCGUCAGUGAGCGCACGCCUGAGCUCCAAACAAAAGCUUCACUGUCAGUUUGCUGUUGACCAUAAAGCACCUCACGUUACUGUGGAGUGGCAGUGGCAUCAGCAUGGAAGGAGAGACAAGCUCUUCAGCUACAACAGCCGCACGGGACAGACCCAGGGGAGCGGGGUCUCCCUGAAGAACCUUGCACACGGGGAUGCUUCUUUAACCAUUCCUCGCACCAAUAUGAGCCAUGAGGGGAAGUACUUCUGCUCUGUGUCCGUGAAUCCACUGUUAGUGAAAAUGGAAAUAAAUCUGCAUAUCGAAGAGGCUCCUCGUGUCUCCCUCAACGUCGGCCCCGCUCUCUCUCUGCAGGAGGGCGAGGAGCAGAAGAUAUCUUGUGUGGUGGAGGGUUACUACCCUCUGGAUGUGGAGACAAUUUGGUACAGUGAGAAACUGUCUGCAUCGGGCCAGAAGGGGGGUGUGUCUCAUUCCAAGGUUUCCUACAGCGUCCAGCGGACCGGCCACAUUCAAAACAAGGAUGACACCUACAAGCUGACGGCUUCCUUCUACCUCACGGCCUCGCUCAGGGACACAGGGAGAGAGUUCACAUGCAGCGUCUCACAUCAGUCCCUCAGAGAGCCCAUCAUAAAGGGCUUCACCCUGACUGUUACUGAGCCGAGCUUCUGGGUGGUGUACCUCGCUGUUGACUUGUUUUUGGUGUUCCUCGUGUACAAGAUGCUGCCUUAUCUGAUAAGGCGAGGAAAAAGAAAAUCAAUGCAGAAGCUGUACCGAGCAGCUCUCAAACAGACCAACAUGAAGGAGGAAGAAAGUCUUUUACAUUAAACUUGUUGUUCUCACUCUGAGACAGCACUUCAGGGGUUAAAAUGGGACGCUCUCGAAGGUAACAUGUCGAGGUUUUGACUUCUAGGAGUGCUGUGGAGCAGAACUCAAGGUGGUCAUUGUGACACACACACUACUGCCCACCACAGACUGUAAAUAUUUAUGGAUGAAGCCUGAGUGACGUCAGCCAUCUGUUACAGCCGGGGGCUCUGGAGGCUCACCGACGUCAGCCGCCAUGUUGGAAGUGCUGACUCAGCAUAACUUUCAGUCAACCUAACAACUGGAAAGCUGGAGCUGAGGCGGGUUUUAAACCUUAAGACAAACAGCUACACCAGGCCCACAGUCAGUCUGGUCAGCUACACGACUAACUAUGGAUAACGUGUAUCGGAAAUAGAACAGAUGUGUUAUAAAAAUAUUCCCCCCCCCCCCCUCCGUACAAUGUGUGCCCAUGAGGACAAUAACAGAUCAGACCUAUAAUUUCUUUUUCGUACAAGGCUGUAAACAUUCUGCUGUAAAAACAGAUUUUUUUUUGCCUGUCAUGUGACUUCCAGUGCUUCUGGAGAAAGCCUCAAGCGGACACUCUGCAGGAUUUUGCACUUCCGCACUGGCUUCAUUUAUAAACAGCUGCAGUUGCAGCUUGCUGUCCACAGUGCCACACUCCUCCACUGAUCAACAGGUGACACGAUGGGAAGUUGCUCAAAGAUGUCUCAAAUGUUGAAACUGAGAAGAGUUUUUGUUCUUAGAAAAUGAUAUGCCCACUUGAACUUGAUGCCAGCAGCAUGUUGCAAAAAUGUUGGGACUCCUGUUUACAUCUCUUUAGCAUCACUUUUUUCUUUUAACACCACUCUGUCAGCGACCUCAGGACCAGUUUCUGUAAAUGUUACAGUGGAAUGUUUUAUCAUGCUUACUUAAUGUUGGAUUUCAGCUGUUCAACAACUCAGGGUCUCCUUAGUCUGAAUGUAAUAUGAUUGAUAAUAGAUGUGAAUUAAAAAAAAAUAUAUGAUUGAUAAUAGAUGUGAAUUUAAAAAAAAGAACACGUAUGUAAUAUUUGAGGUUCUGUAAAAAAAAAUUGGGGUGAAUUUUAAUAUCCAGGAUUGAUUUGAGGACAAUGGGUGAAAUAAGAUUUAUUGAUUUAAUAAAAACUACAAGAAAGCACUAA
Messenger RNA from Labrus mixtus (cuckoo wrasse), 2542 nucleotides. It is a transcript of the gene dhrs13b.2, whose product is annotated as dehydrogenase/reductase (SDR family) member 13b.2. The transcript has 8 exons. Bases 67 to 1386 code for a protein of 439 amino acids. The record is from RefSeq and is a predicted model, not a curated record. NCBI's taxonomy places the organism in Eukaryota, Metazoa, Chordata, Actinopteri, Labriformes, Labridae.